AGCGGAUUGAAGCCUGGCACCGGCCGGCCUGUAAUGGCGGCUGCCGCGGCCCGGCUGCCGUGUGUGUGAGCAGCUCGCAGAGCCCGCGGCCCCGCGCUCCCCCGGCCGGGCCCCCGUCCAUGGUGGCGCCGUGGGCCCGCGAGAGCAGCAGGUGCUUGAGGCCGGGCGAGCCCGAGCCAGAGCCGCCGCCCGGGCCCCCCGCCCUGCCCGCGGCGCCAUGAGCGAGGCGUUGUACGAGAAGUUCCUGGCCCCGGACGAGCCCUGCCCGCUGCUCUGCCACCAGCCCCCGCCGCGGGCCGGCAGCCUGAGCGAGGAGGGCUGCCUGGAUGUCAGCGACUUCGGCUGCCAGCUCUCGUCCUGCCACCGCACCGACCCGCUGCGCCGCUUCCACUCCAGCAGGUGGAACUUGACUUCUUGUGGAACAAGUGUAGCCAGCUCAGAAUGCAGCGAGGAGCUGUUUUCAUCAGUUUCAGUUGGUGAUCAGGAUGACUGCUACUCUCUAUUGGAUGACCAGGAGUUCACAUCUUUUGAUCUGUUCCCAGAGGGUAGUGUCUGCAGUGAUGUCUCCUCUUCUAUUAGCACCUACUGGGAUUGGUCAGACAGCGAGUUUGAGUGGCAGUUGCCUGGCAGUGACGUUGCAAGUGGGAGUGAUGUACUUUCUGAUGUCAUACCUAGUAUUCCAAGCUCUCCGUGCUUGCUUCCAAAAAAGAAAAACAAGCAUAGGAAUCUUGAUGACCUCCCGUGGAGCGCGAUGACAAAUGAUGAACAGGUUGAAUAUAUUGAAUACCUGAGUCGGAAAGUCAGUACUGAGAUGGGUCUUCGAGAGCAACUUGAUAUCAUUAAAAUUAUUGAUCCCACUGCUCAGAUCUCGCCUACUGAUAGCGAGUUUAUUAUUGAAUUAAACUGUCUCACAGAUGAAAAAUUGAAACAGGUGAGAAACUAUAUCAAGGAGCACGGUCCUCGACAACGCUCUGCACGGGAAAGCUGGAAGAGAAGCAGCUACAGUUGCGCAAGCACCAGUGGCGUGAGCGGUGCAAGUGCCAGCAGUAGCAGUGCCAGUAUGGUCAGCUCAGCAAGCAGCAGCAGUUCCAGCGUUGGCAACUCUGCUUCAAAUUCCAGCGCCAACAUGAGUCGAGCGCACAGUGAUAGUAACUUAUCCACCAGUGCUGCAGAGAGAAUCCGGGAUUCAAAAAAACGUUCUAAGCAACGGAAGCUCCAGCAAAAGGCUUUACGCAAGAGACAGCUGAAAGAGCAGAGACAGGCUCGUAAGGAAAGACUGAGCGGAUUGUUUCUUAAUGAAGAAGUGCUCUCUUUAAAAGUGACUGAGGAGGACCAUGAAGGAGAUGUGGAUGUUUUAAUGUGACAGGGAUGAAUUUAUCAGUGUUCUUUCUAAGCCUUAAGUGUAUUAUCUUUGUUUACAUACGUUUCUUGACCAAAAUUUUGAUUAGGACAGAGCUAACAAUGUAUCAAACAGAACCCUCUAUUGAGUAUAAUUUUAAUAAUUUGAACAUUUAUAAUUUAUUAGAGUGAGCUAACUCUUUAAGACUAACAAUUUUGUCUAAGAUUGAGACUGCAACAGACAAUUUCACAGUGACUUUAACAAGCUGCUGAGAAGAUACUGUCUAAAAAAUAAGCCACUGAAUUAGGUUUGUAUGGUAUUUGGUUUCAAGAAGCUAACUGCAAUGGAUUGUUCUGUUAAAUAGGUUGGUACUCGCUUAAACACACUGAUACUGAUAGCAAACUUUGAAAAAAACUGAUUCUAAAUAGGAAAUCACACCUUUAUCUUGUUCUGUGGGUUCCCUUAUUUCUUAUUAGGAGGUUUGUUUUCAUGAAAACAGGAUCUUAGUUCUAUAAGUUACUCUGUUCUUGCCCCUCACCAUAUCAAAUCCUAAUACUUCAUGAAAUUAAAUUGGAUUUUUUGGAAAUUAUGGUUAUGAUUUCACUUAAAGAAUUAUGAAGUCAUUGGGAAGUAAUAAGCAGAAGCAACUUCUCACCACAAAAACCUGUAAUGCAAAUGUCAGCUAGUAACAAAAUGUAGUAGAAAAUGGUCAUUUUCAAAAGUAGAAUUUUUUCUAGGAGGAAUUGGCUGUUCUUUAAGAUGUAAAACUUAGUCUCUAAAAGGUUAUCUUGCUCCUCAAUAUUUGAAUGAUUAGUUUUUUGGUUCCUUUGAUAGUUUUAUUUAUGUUAUUAAUGGUUAAUCAGUACAUCCUCUUUCUUGAUGUUAAGAAAAAAAACAACCCUAAAAAAUGAAAAUCUCAUACAUUACACUAAUAUCUAUGGUUCAGUCAUAGGAUACCAUUCAUAAAAAAAAGUCUUAAAAAGUGUUACUGGAAACCAAAGUGCAAACAACUGAUGUCCAGACUUGCUAGAUAUUUCUUUGUGGCCAAAACCAUAUGUAAGAAUAACUAUAUGCUGUUGUUGUUGGCAAGAGAACCUAAUUAUUGAUGCAGCAUUGUGUUUUAACUGUAUGCUGCCAGUUUAUUUACCACUUGCAGGAUAGUUUAAGGUGACUGAACUUUUUUAGGAGGUGUUGUAUCAUUGCUAAUCUAACUCACAGAGUGCUGGUUUUGUUAUAUAGCCUUUUGAAUAAGUGUUGCUGAGGAGAACAAGACACACCUUUUAGUUUUUACUUCUGCACCUGGAAACUCAAAUUGAGAUGAUUUUAUUCUUGACAAUUAGUAAAUGAAUUCCUGACUUUAUUAUGGAAA
Molecule: messenger RNA, 2708 nt
Organism: Trachemys scripta elegans
Lineage: Eukaryota; Metazoa; Chordata; Testudines; Emydidae
Gene: FAM199X
Product: family with sequence similarity 199, X-linked
Exons: 6
Coding region: 218-1363 (381 amino acids)
Source: RefSeq, a predicted model, not a curated record